GAUUGCUUCGUUGUGUAUUGGAACGUUUUUAUUGUUUCAGUUCAGAGAUUUAUCUCGAUUUGGGUUGGUGGUGGUGGUGGUGAUGGCUCCAAAAUCAACAGAAAGGGCUCUCAACUCCCGAAAACAACAGAGACGGCUCCUGUUUCUAAGUAUUGCACGGACCUGCAAGAAUCUACGGAGUGAUCACAAGGACAGAGAUCCUCAGCGCAUGCCAGCCAACACCUACCUUGAGCAACAAGCUAAUGUACAUGCCCUGGCUGGUUUAAAGAUCGAAAACAGUACAGUGGAGAAAGCUCCCUCAGUAUCCAUUUCUGCUGGAGCGGUUUCUGGUGCCCCUCAUUGUGCUGAUACUUCAGAUAUGUUGAAACUCUGAGAGUACAGGCGAAAGCUUGUGUAAGCCUUGAUACUUUUUUUUUAAUGGUUACUUCAUGUGGGUGGAAUAAUUCUAACAGAUCCCAUUGAUCUAAUUCCUCCAUAUAUUCUAGUUUAAAUACGUUACAGCAAUAUAAACCAUGUCCGGCUGAUGAUGCAUCAAAGGCCAAGUAUAUGACUGUUGCUAGACGCUUAGAACAGAUGCUAUUUAAGAUGGCAAUCUCAAAGGAGGAGUACAUGAACCCGUCUACCCUUGAGUCUAGGAUUGCGAGCUUAAUAAAAGGCAAACAGUUGAAUAAUUACAAUAAGAGGCGUACUAAUUCUUCUUUGGUUGGAAAGAUGGCACCUACGACUACUGGAUUAUCACACGCUGGUGCUAGUGCUGGUUUAGGGCCUUCAGGUAACACUGUUGGUCCCAUGGAUCAUGAUGUCUUGGAACUUCGCGAGUACAUGCGAACCCUUGUCUUCAGCGAGUUACAUAAACACCAUCCAUGUCCAGCCGAUGAUGCAUCAAAGGCUAAGUAUUUACAUGUUUCUAGACGCUUAGAGGAGGGUAUCUAUCAAAUGGCAAACACAAAGGUAUUCUUAAAAUACUUAUUUGAUCGAUAUUUUCGGCAAUUAGCAACAUUGAUUUACUUAGGAAUGCCAAAACAAGAUAGGCUGACGCUUAUAAACAUAUGGUGUCUCAUGUCCUCACUUUAAAAGAUCUUUCUUUCAUAACUACAAAAUCUACAAGAGGAUUACCUAAACCCGUCGACCCUUACUUCUCGCUUGGCUUGCUUAAUAAGGGGCAAAAAAUUGAAUAACUACGUCCAGAUUCAGCAAAAUGCUAAUUCCUCUUCGCCUGGAACAAUGACUACACUCGCCCCUGAAGUUUUUGCUGAGACCACGAUGGUACGUACAUCAGAGACCUAGAUGAUAACUUCUCAUGAUAUUUAUUUAAAAGGAAGUUUACUAAAAUGACACAAAUUAGUUAUGUUAUUACUGACUCGUAUUUUUUGAAAUUUAUUAAAAUAUUUUUUUGGUCUAAAUUGCCCUUACACAUAGUUGUAACAAAAAAAAACAUCACCCAAAUGCCCUUAUUAUUUAAUCGACGACCGAUUUAUUUUCAAAAAAAUAAAUCUAUCGACCAAUAAGUCUGUUUAUAAAAUCUGUGUAAAAAAUAAAACUAUUAUUAAAGUGGUGGCAAAUUUUUUAGAAAACGUCAGAUUUGUUCACAUGGCAGAUUUAAUUGUCAGAUUUGAUUAAAAAACAGAUUUUUAAGAAUAUGUCUAUCAAAUAUGGUAUCAAAUUAUUUCUAAAUGGUAGAUUUAAGUGGUCAACUUAUUUUCUUCUGGGUAGAUUUACUUUUUGUGAUCGACUUAUUUUCUUAAGGCAGAUUUAUAUAGCCGAUUUAAAAUUGUUGACAGACUUUUUGUUUAUGAAGUGGCAGACUUUUUGUUUACGUGGUAACAGACUUUUUGUUUAUGUUGCGGCAGAUUUAUUAACGAAAAUCUGGGUUAUGUACAGCAAUUUCAGUUUCGACCCGGUUUACUAAUAAUUCCGAAUCUGGUUUAGUUUUUAGGUUAAUUAAACUCAGAAUUAGGGAAAAUUUUGUAGUUGUCGUCAUCUCUUUCAUCCCUCUUUUCUUCCUUUUCAAGUUGUUUCUUUUCAUGCUAUUUUAAACACUUGUUGCAAUCUUUAUUGCUUGGAGAAACAUGGAUCCCAUCAUUCUGGUCUGCGGAAAGUGGAAAUUUGAAAGAAAAAAUGGUUAUUUGAAGUGGAUAAUGAUCAAGGUAGUAAAUUACUUGCAGCUAACGAGGAAACUAGAUAUGAAGAUUUUGUGAAAACCAUAUAUGAGGAUUACGAAGUUGAUUUCGCAGAACACGAGUUGGAGCUGACGUACGUUUUGCCAAAACCUAAACUGGUCAAGGAAAACCUCGAUACCCCUCCUGUGAAAGUAAAAAACGAUAGGCAAUUUCAUGGAUUUUUGUGUCUUAACAAAGUCGAAAACGUUAGACUCUGUGUAGAGUUUAAACUGAAGAAAAAAGAAGUUGAAGCAGCUAGCAAAGAACCAGAAGAAUUCCUGCAAAAAGAUGACCCAUUGUCAGCUGAGGAUGAAGAUUCAGAUGAAGACAAUGAUCGAUUUGAUUACUGUAACGAUUCUGAUGGAGCAACGUCUGAUGACGAAAACUUUACCUCAUAUGGGUUUCCGCCAGACCAAGUACAAGAGAGUCAGAGAUCUCCUACAAAGAUAAGUUCAGCGACAGUCCUAAAGACACUAAAAGGAGAUUGUACGCAUAAUAGGUUCGACUUGAGCUCUUUCAAACUGGAAGUGGGGCAGAGUUUUGAUUCAAAAGAUGCAUUGGCUACACGUCUGAAGAUCUGUUCAGUCGUCCACAAAUUCGAUUUUGAUGUGGAUAAAUCUACCCGUACGUUGUGGUUUGUAAAAUGUUGGGUAAAAGGAUGUACGUGGAAGCUUAGAGCUACACCAGUAGGUGAAUCUUCAAGGUUCACAAUCCGAGUAUAUGUAGAUGAGCAUUCCUGCUCAGUAACAGAGCGUUCGUCUCGUUCUCGACAAGCUACUCCUGAAAUUCUUGGCCUCUUGUACAAAGACUAUAUUGGUGGGGAUGAUCGAACUAUUUUGCCACGUCAUGUUGAGAGUGCUAUGAACAUGAGCUUUGGAAUCAAGGUUUGUUGACUACGCUUUUUACAUUGAAUCUAAUGUCUUAUCUGACCUUACUUGUUUUUAACCUGGUUGCUGUUUAUUGUAUAUCGCAGAUGGAUUACUUGAAAUCUCAUCGUACACUUAUAGUUGCUAGAGAUCUCGUAAUGGGUUCAUCGGAGAAUGGAUAUGAGGAGUUACCUUCUUACCUGCACAAGAUUAGAAUGGCAAAUCCUGGGACCUUAGCUCGACUGGAAGUUGAUGCAAACAAUAGAUUUAAGUACUUAUUCCUUGCAUUCAGCGCUAGCAUUACUGGCUUCCCAUUUAUGAGAAAGGUUGUGGUGGUUGAUGGUACUUUCUUGCAAGGAAAAUACAAAGGAACGCUUCUCAUUGCAACAUCACAGGAUGGUAAUUUUCACAUAUUUUCGAUAGCAUUUGCUGUGGUUGACACAGAGAAUGAUGAAUCAUGGACAUGGUUCUUCCGUCAACUCAACCAUGUGAUACCCGAUAAUGAAGGAUUGGCAUUAAUUUCUGACAGGCACAAGUCAGUAAGGAAGGUAAUUUCAGUGGUCUAUCCAUUGGCUAGCACGGGAAUUUGCACGUACUACUUAUAUAAGAACAUCUUAUUACGGUACAGAGGACGUGAUCUGUUUGGUUUGGUCAAAAAAGCUGCGUACUCUUUUAGGUUAGCUGACUUUGAAGCAAGCUUCGAGACGAUUAAAGGGUUAAAUCCAGAUUUACAUGCAUAUUUGGAACGUGCUGAUGUGUGUAAGUGGGCUUGAGCGCAUUUUAGAGGUGAUAGAUAUAACAUCCUUACAAGUAACAUAGCUGAAUCCAUAAGCAGAACUUUGUCAGAUGUGAGAAGCUUGCCAAUUGUUAGCCUUUUAGAGUCUAUCCGAUUAAUGAUGUUUCAAUUUGUUGGUCGCAGCAGGUGAGAGAGAAGGUUCUUGAGAGCGGAGAUGAGUUGGAGACAGAGAUCGCAGAGAAUCUGAAGUCCAUUAGCCUCUACAGCUGAAUAUGAUCCGUAGGUUUUUCAUUACUUGUGUUACAAGAUAAGCAUAUAUGUUACACAUGCUUCGGAAUUCGCACUGUACGUACCAACGGUAAAUCGGGUUUCGAUUUGUUUCCGGUGUGAGCUUGGUAUACGAUUAUUUAAUUAGAACAGAAAAAGAAGUUGAUAAAGAUAAACAAAGCAAAGCUACAAGUAGAGAUGUCAAUUGGGCUGCCCAAGUUCAAAUGGAUUGUCCAGUUCAAAUGGACAUUAUUUUUUUAAGCCCAAAUUGUACCAGACCAAAUUGUCCAGACCAAAUUGGCCCAAGUCCAAAUGGGCAUUCCACAAAGCCCAAAUACAAUUUCUGCUUUAAUAUGCUAAAUCCAUAAAAAAACAUUUUUUUUUGUGAAACAUCCAUAAAAAACAUAAAUUUCAAGUUUUACACA
This is a messenger RNA of Brassica napus (rape), 4453 nucleotides long. RefSeq names its product histone acetyltransferase HAC12-like. Lineage: Eukaryota; Viridiplantae; Streptophyta; Magnoliopsida; Brassicales; Brassicaceae. The record is from RefSeq and is a predicted model, not a curated record. The coding region runs from base 547 to 1074 and encodes 175 amino acids. The transcript has 3 exons.